This is a messenger RNA of Dipodomys ordii (Ord's kangaroo rat), 3933 nucleotides long. It is a transcript of the gene Axl, whose product is annotated as AXL receptor tyrosine kinase. The record is from RefSeq and is a predicted model, not a curated record. Gene Ontology annotation, biological process: cell migration; phagocytosis; multicellular organism development. Gene Ontology annotation, molecular function: ATP binding; protein binding; transmembrane receptor protein tyrosine kinase activity. The transcript is spliced from 18 exons. Gene Ontology annotation, cellular component: signaling receptor complex. The coding region runs from base 228 to 2732 and encodes 834 amino acids. NCBI's taxonomy places the organism in Eukaryota, Metazoa, Chordata, Mammalia, Rodentia, Heteromyidae.
GAAGGAGGCAGUCAGUGGCUCAAGCUUGGGGGAAGGUGGUUGUUGGAGAAGCAGAGCCAAGGCGAGGGGCUCCUGCUGUGCCAAGCGUGGGCAGUGCCAAGUCCCCAGGGAGCCCGGAGCUUGGGGGGGAGGGCCGGGAACAGCCUGGCCCUGCCCCCUCCCCCCUCCGGGAGGCGUCCAGCAAGUUGGGAAGAAAAAGUUUGGCUUCGGAUCUCUCUCGUGUGCUGAUGACCCAAAGGAUGGGCAGAAUCCCGUUAGUGUGGUGUUUGGCGUUGUCCUACUGGGGUUAUGCAGCCCCCGAGGGUGCACAGGCUGAAGCAGAGGACCCAUUUUUGCAAAGUCCAGAGAACAUCACUGGGGCCCGAGGAAUCACAGGGACCCUUCGGUGUGAGCUCCGCAUCCACGGCGAGCCCCCCGAAGUGGACUGGCUUCGGGAUGGACAGACCCUCCAGAUGGCAGACAGCACCCAGAUUCAGUUACCCCUGGGUGAAGAUUGGGAGGACGACUGGAAAGUGGUCAGCCAACUAAGAAUCUUCUCCCUGAAGCCUGCAGAUACAGGACGGUACCAAUGUUUGGUGACUCUUGGAGGACAGACUUUCAUGUCCCAGCCUGGCUACGUUGGGCUGGAAGGCCUGCCUUACUUCCUGAAGGAGCCUGAAGACAAAGUUGUGGCUGCCAAUGUCCCCUUCAACCUGAGCUGCCAGGCCCAGGGUCCCCCAGAACCUGUGAACCUUCUCUGGCUCCAAGAUGCUGUCCCUCUGACCCCCACCACAGGCCAUGAUCCCCAACACAGCUUGUAUGUGCCAGGUCUGAACAAGACAUCUUCCUUCUCCUGUGAAGCCCACAAUGCCAAAGGGAUCACCACAUCCCGCACGGCCACCAUCACAGUGCUUCCUCAGCGACCCCAAGACCUGCACGUGGUUUCCUGCCAACCCACAGAGAUGGAGGUGGCUUGGACUCCAGGCCUCAGUGGUGUCUACCCUCUCAUCCACUGCACCCUACAGGCUGUGCUGUCCGAUGAUGUGGUAGGUGACCAGCUGGGAGAACCAGAGCCUUCGGAGGAGCCCCUCACCUUGCAGGCAUCCGUGCCCCCCUACCAGCUUCGCCUGGGCAAGCUCCAUCCUCACACCCUUUACCACAUCCGGGUGUCUUGUGCCAGCAGCCAGGGGUCCUCUCCCUGGACCCAUUGGCACCCGGUGGAGACACCGGAAGGAGUGCCCCUGGGCCCCCCUGAGAAUGUUAGUGCCAUGCGGAAUGGGAGCCAGGCCCUCGUGCGUUGGCAGAAGCCCAAAGUGCCCUUGCAGGGUACCCUGUUAGGGUACCGGCUGGCAUACCGUGGCCAGGACACCCCUGAGGUGCUAAUGGACGUGGGGCUAAAGAGAGAAAUGACCCUUGAACUGCGGGGGGACGGACCUGUGACUAACCUGACCGUGUCCGUGGCAGCCUACACCUCUGCAGGGGAUGGGCCCUGGAGCCUCCCGGUGCCCCUGGAGCCCUGGCGCCCAGGGCAAGGACUGCCAAUCCAUCACUUGGUGAGUGAACCCCCAGCUCCUGCCUUCUCGUGGCCCUGGUGGUAUGUACUGCUGGGAGCCAUCGUGGCUGCUGUCUGUGUCCUCAUCCUGGCCCUGUUCCUCGUUCACCGGCGGAAGAAAGAGACCCGCUAUGGCGAGGUGUUUGAGCCCACAGUGGAGAGAGGAGAGCUGGUAGUCAGGUACCGUGUUCGCAAGUCCUACAGUCGGCGGACCAAUGAAGCCAUCUUUGCCAUUUGCACCAGGUCGGAGCUGGAGGAUUUUCUGAGUGAAGCUGUAUGCAUGAAAGAGUUUGACCACCCCAACGUCAUGAAGCUCAUCGGGGUCUGUUUCCAGGGCUCAGAACGAGAGGGCUUUCCAGAACCCGUGGUCAUCUUACCUUUUAUGAAGCAUGGAGAUUUGCACAGUUUCCUCCUUUAUUCCCGGCUUGGGGACCAGCCAGUGUUCUUGCCCACUCAAAUGUUGGUGAAGUUCAUGGCAGACAUCGCCAGUGGCAUGGAAUACCUGAGUACCAAAAGAUUCAUACACCGAGACCUGGCUGCCAGGAACUGUAUGCUGAACGAGAACAUGUCCGUGUGCGUGGCAGACUUUGGGCUCUCAAAGAAGAUCUACAAUGGAGAUUACUAUCGCCAGGGACGCAUUGCCAAAAUGCCAGUCAAAUGGAUCGCCAUCGAGAGUCUGGCAGACCGCGUCUACACCAGCAAGAGUGAUGUGUGGUCCUUUGGGGUCACAAUGUGGGAGAUCGCCACCCGAGGCCAAACCCCAUAUCCAGGAGUGGAGAACAGUGAGAUUUAUGACUACCUGCGCCAGGGGAACCGCCUGAAGCAGCCCGUGGACUGCCUGGAUGGCCUGUAUGCCUUGAUGUUCCGGUGCUGGGAAUUGAACCCCAGAGACCGACCAAGCUUUUCAGAACUGCGGGAAGACUUGGAGAACACACUGAAAGCCCUGCCCCCAGCCCAAGAGCCUGAGGAAAUCCUCUACGUCAACAUGGACGAGGGUGGGGGUCACCCAGAACCACUGGGAGCAGCUGGAGGAGCCGAACCCCCAGCCCAGCCUGACCCUAAGGAUUCUUGUAGCUGCCUCACGGCAGCUGAGAUCCAUCCUGCUGGACGCUAUGUCCUCUGCCCUUCGACAAGUCCUGGACCCUCUCUGUCUGCUGAUAGGAGGUCCCCGGCACCCCCAGGGCAGGAAGAUGGUGCCUGAAAACAACCCUCUACCAGGGAGACUCCCUCUCAGGACCCAAGCUAGGCACUGCCACUGGGGGGCACCUCCUCCUUGCCCCCCCCCACUUUCCCACUCUAGGUCUGGUCUCCUCCAUGCCGGAUAGAUUUGCUUCGCCUUUUCUGUGCCUUACCAUUCCCCUCCCUGCCAGGAAGGGGCUGGACUGCAAUCUCUCCAAGGGUUCUUUCCCAGGUCUCACAGUCUAGAAUAUUGUAGAUCCUGAGGCUUAAGGAGUCUAGAGUUGGUUCUUCUGAGGGCCUGAAAUUCUAAAGUCCCUGAUUCUCAAAAUGUUAAAGGUUCUAGAUAUGGAGAUUUUAAGGCCCACUGGUUCAAAGGUUCUCAGAUUUGGUGGCUCUAGAUUUUUCUAGUUGUCAAAUUCUUUAUAAAAGGCCCAAGAUUCCAAGUUCUAAAGUCCCUAGAUUCUUCUAGGACCUAAGGCUUUAUUGUUCUUGAUUCUUCUAAAGUUCUGAAUUCUGGGGUGCCUUAGGAAUCUAGGUUCUAUGAUCCUAAAGAUUUUAUCAUUGUAAACAUGGAGGUCCUAAGGCCAAUUAUUUAAAAUUUUUGACGUUAAGGCUCUGGGUUUAGAUUUUCUGGCUGAAAGACUCUAGAUCAUAAGGCUCCAAAACCUUAUCUUUUUUCUCAAGUUCUAAGCUUCUAAUGGUCAGUUAUAGUCUCUGAGGCUUUAUAACCAUAGAUUCUCUUCUAUGUGAUCCUGGGUCUAAGAAUCGAAGAUUCUAGUUGCUGUUCAGAAACUCUAAGAGAAGAAAGAUAGAUGGUUCUAAGAUAUAAUGUUCUAAGAUGUGACAUUCUAAAGCCUAGUCUAAGAAGCUAGCUUCCUUGGGUUUAAGAUUCUAGAUCAGAUGCUUAAAGGUUCUAGAUGAUUAUGCUGUUAAGAUUCUAAUGUUGGCCUGUUUUAUGUUUCCAGGCACUGCAUGGUCUAUAGUUACAAAAUUGUGGGUCCUAUACAUCUAAGAUGCUUACUUGUCACUAAUCAGACACCAGAGUUAAUCAUCUUUAAUAUUGGAGACCCUCAGGUCCUCUAAGCUGCAUUCCUCUUAUUUAAGACAAUACUCAAAGGUCCAAGAAUACACAUUUCUAUCAGCACUGUAGUUUAAGGUUUAUAUGUUCAGAUGUGGAUCUGUAGCUCAAAGUGGUAGAGUGCUAGCCUUGAGAGAAAAAAAUU